GAGGAGGAGGAGUUGGAGGCGGCGCUGCUGCUGCUGCUGCCGUCGUAGCUGCUGCCGCGGCGCCACCACAGGCUCGGCCUGCCCCGCUCUUUCCUCCACCCUCCCGGGCGGCCCGCGCGCCGCCUCCUUCCUCAGGCGCAGCACGUUGGAGGAGACCCACAGUGUCAUCUUGUCCAACUCCCUGCAACACAGGAAUCACAGCUGAAGAAUCUCUGGCAGAUGGUCAUCCACCUGUUUUAAGAACCUCCGAUGAAGGAGAGCCCACCAUCUUCCAAGUUCCAUGAUGGCAGAGCUAUUUAUGGAAUGUGAAGAGGAAGAGCUUGAGCCAUGGCAACAGAAAGUGAAACCAAUUGUUGUGGAUGAUGAUGAUGACGAUGAACCCAUAUUUGUCGGGGAGAUCCUGAGCUCCAAACCAUCCAAUACCUAUAUAUUGAACAGAGUCAAUCCCAGUUCACCACGGAUUGGAAUGCAGAAUGGUGCACCAAAAAGAGGUGCUGUGGCUGUUUCUCCAGGGUUUCCCUCUGCAACAAGACCCGUAACUAGUACUCUAGCUGUUCAGCCUCAGCCAAGGGUCAGUAACGUUUCAGGAACCUCUCAGGUCUUGCAGAGACCUCUUUCUGCGUGUUCCUCACUGCAGGAAGCAGCCAAGGCAAGCACUGGAAUAUCUCAGCCUAUCAAUAGAUCUGCCACCACUCAAUCAUUAGCAAGGAACCUCGGCAUACCUGUAAUGGCUCAGUCUCCAUCCAGGCCAGUGGCCACAGUAACAGCACAACCGGUAUCAUUAAAUCGGGUUAUACCAAAUAAUCCUUUGCCUGUAGCUUUCGGUUUAAGGCAAAAUCCAGGAGUAACUCAGUGCCAGAGUGGAUCUGCAGUGACUACAACAGCACCAUGUAUAUAUGCAGUCACAUGCCUGUCCAAGCGUCCUUCCACUUCUGAAGCUCACAGUAUUAAUCCAAAAAAGGCCAAGGCUGAUGAGGCAGUUUCUGGAAGUGAUUCACCUUCAGUUAUAUCUCCAAAUGGCACAUCAUUGCUUCAGAAAGGUAUUGCUUCGAGCAAUGUUAAACAUGGAGCACCUUUUCCACAAGCAUGUCCAAAGUGUAAUAUUCAUUUCAAUCUUUUGGAGCCAUUAAAAAAUCACAUAAAGUAUUGCUGUCCAGAAAUGGCACAUACCUUUCUGGGAAUAACCCAAACAGCCAGUUCAGGGACAUCAACUAAAAUGGCUGAAACUGAAAAAGGAAAACUGAUCAUGUUAGUUAAUGACUUUUAUUACGGCAAACAUGAGGGUAACAUCCAGCAGGUGCGUCAGGAGCAGAAGACACAUACGACCUUCAAGUGUGCCAGCUGCAUGAAGCUUCUCAAAAGCAAUAUCAGGUUUAUGAACCACAUGAAGCAUCACUUGGAGCUGGAGAAACAGAAUAGUGAGAGUUGGGAAAGUCACACCACCUGUCAGCACUGCUACCGUCAGUUUCCAACUCCUUUCCAACUCCAGUGCCACAUUGAAAGCAGCCAUACCCCUCACGAGUCAUCGACUCUAUGUAAAAUAUGUGAACUAUCUUUUGAAACCGAGCAAGUUCUUUUGCAGCACAUGAAGGACAAUCACAAGCCUGGGGAGAUGCCCUACGUCUGCCAGGUGUGCAAUUACAGAUCAUCAGCAUUUUCAGAUGUGGAAAAACACUUUCGAGCUGUUCAUGAAAAUACAAAGAGCCUGCUGUGCCCAUUUUGCCUCAAAGUUAUUAAAGUUGGGGCACCAUAUAUGCAUCAUUUCCUGAGACACCAGAAAAAGGGAGUACAUCGCUGUACCAAGUGUAGACUCCAGUUCUUGACAUGCAAAGAAAAAAUGGAUCACAAAUCUCAGCAUCAUCGGACAUUUAAAAAACCUGCCCAGUUAGAGGGAUUGCCUCCAGGAACCAAAGUUACCAUCAGAGCUUCUGCUGGAUCUCUUCAGCCUGGAUCAGCGACUGCAUCUCCUGUCAUCCCAAGUGCGUCUACUUUACACUUGUCCACCAGUGCAGCUAAAGUGACAAAUGCUAAAACGACUCAGAACAAAACAAAUGCAAAUAAAGUAAAGCCAAAAUUGAAACCAUUGAGUGUACAGAAAAAGCAAGGUCUGGGGACCGUCCACAAUAACAGUAGUAACAGCAGCAGCAGCAGCAGCAGUGGUGGCAACAGCAAAAGAAACAAUAAAAUUGCAAAUACAGCAUUAAAUAAUCUAAGAUGCCCGAAUAUUCAGAAGUGCAUUGAGUGUUAUUCUGAUAUAAGGACAUUCGCCAGCCACUUUCCAGCCUACGUUCGCUGUAGUUUAUGCAGAUACAGCACCAGCUGCAGUAAAGCCUACGUGAAUCACAUGAUGAGUUUUCACAGUGCUCGACAGAGUAAACGAUUUUGGAUUUAUAAGACUCAUUCAGAAGAUCUGAGGGGUGUUACUCUUGUUUGUCUUAAUUGUGAGUUCCUGACUGAUGCUUCCGGCUUGGAUAAUAUGGCUACGCACUUGAACGAAAACCUUACUCAUACUUGUCAAGUGAUUAUCGAAAAUGUUCCCUCGGACUAUCUGGUUGCUGACAACCUUUCUCAGCUGGUUAGUGAUGCAUCAGUGAACAGUGGAAGUGAAGAAACAUCCCAGAAAAUUCCAAGGCUCAGUGCACCUGAAGAGCAAAAAGAGCAAAAAGAAACAUCCAUCUCUGCAAGCCCAGAAAUAGAACACACUACAGAAGAAACAGAUGAAGACCAUCUGGAAAACCAAAGCGAUGAAGCUGCUUUAGAAGUUGAGUGUGAAGAAAGUAAACCGCCUGUUCUAGAAAAGAGCCUUGGUUCAGAGCUUCAGGCCUGCUCAAAUGACUUCACAGGCUCUGUAGAUGGGGGAGAGACAGAGGGCCUUGGAAACCAAAGGGAUGGAAGCCCUUUCACAGCUGAGUUCAAAGAAAAGAUACCUCCAUGUCCAGAAAACACUACUGGCCCAGUGUUCCAAGCAUGCUCAGAAGAUUCUUUGGGAGAAGGGAACUCAGAUGACCUUGCAAAUCAAGGUGAUGAAAAAGGUUCUUUAGCUGCUGAGUGUGAAGAAAAUCCAACAUCUCCAGUUUUAGAAAACUCAAAUAACCCAAUAAACCCUGCAGAAAAAACAGACACAGAGAGCUUUGUAAAUCAAGGAGAUGAAGGUCCUCUACCUGCUGCUGCUUGUGUAGAAAAUAUGCCUAUGUCACCCAUGGAAGACUCCUCCAUUUCAGAACAUCAUAGUUGUUCAAAAGGCUCUACAGAAGAAGGGGACCUUGCGGUUGACCUUGCAAAUCAAGGAGAUGAAGGUCCUCUAGCUGCAGGGUGUGAAGAAAGCACACUGCCUUUGGUUCUAGAAAACUCCUCUGGUUCAGGACUUGACUCAGCCAGCUCAAAUGAUCCUGCAAAAGAAGGGGACACAGGUGCCCUUGCAAAUCAAACUGAUGAAGGCCUUCCUGCUGCUGCUGCUUGUGUAGAAAAUAUACCUGUGUCACCCAUGGAAGACUCCUCCAUUUCAGAACAUCAUAGUUGUUCAAAAGGCUCUACGGGAGAAGGGGACCUUGCGGUUGACCUGGCAAAUCAAGGAGAUGAAGCUCCUCUAGCUGCAGGGUGUGAAGAAGGCACACUGCCUUUGGUUCUAGAAAACUCCUCUGGUUCAGGACUUGACUCAGCCAGCUCAAAUGAUCCUGCAAAAGAAGGGGACACAGGUGCCAUUGCAAAUCAAACUGAUGAAGGCCUUCCUGCUGCUGCUUGUGUAGAAAACAUGCCUAUGUCACCCAUGGAAGACUCCUCCAUUUCAGAACAUCAUACUUGUUCAAAAGGCUCUGCAGGAGAAGGGGACCCUGCAAUUGACCUUGCAAAUCAAGGAGAUGAAGCUCCUUUAGUGGCCAAAUGCAAAGAAGAGAAAUCUCCAUGUCUAGAAAACAUUUCUGAUCCAGGGUUUCAAGCCUGCUCAAAAGACGGUUCAGGACAAGGAGAGACAGGUAACCUUGCAAAUCAAGAUGUUGAAGAAAAUCCAUUGCCUUCAGUUCUUGCAAAUCAAGAAGUUAAAGAAAAUCUAUUGCCUUCAGUUCUAGAAAACUCCAAGUCAGAAUUUGCAGCCUCCUCAAAUGACUCCAUAGACCCUGCGAGCAAAGACACAGAAGGCAGCCUUGCAAAUCAGGACAGUGAAUGUUAUUCAGCAGCUGAGUGUGAAGAAAGUACAUCAACUUUGGUUCAAGGAAACCUCUCUGGUUCAGGACUCUCAGACUGGCCAAAUGAUCCCAUAGAUCCUAUGGAAGAUGAAGAUGCAGAGACUCCUGCAAAUCAAAGUGAUGAAGGUUUAGCUGCCAAGUGUAAAGAAAGUCCAUCAGCUGGAGAAGAAUCCUCCGUUUUAGAACCCCAUGUCUGUGCAAAAGGCUCUGCAGAAGAUGCUUCAAAGGACCAUCUUGAAAAUCAAACUGAUGAGCAUGAAGAAAGUACUUCUGUAUCAGCUGUGAAAGACUCCUGUUCAGGAUCCCAAGCCAGUUCAACUGAGACCUCUUGUGAAAGGACAGAAUCUGAUGAUUUGGGUAAUGGUGAUCAGAUAGAAGAAGGAAAAUCUCCAAAAGAUUCAGAUAAUAAAACCAACUCUUUCCAAAGUUCAAAGGAUGCAGUCUCUGCUGCCGAGACAAAGGUGGCUGAUUUGGAUGAAGCUGAGCUAGAAGACAUAAAUUCUGACCACUCAAAAUUGGCAUCUGAUGAUGUCAGUUUUGAACAGUUUCUGAGGAGAAGUGAACCUGAAUCUGUGAAUUCUGAUGCGAGUGAGCAAGGCAGUGUUCAUCUGGAACCUCUGACACCAUCAGAGGUCCUUGAAUAUGAAGCUACAGAGAUUCUCCAGAAAGGUGGCGUUCCACCUUCAGCAAAGAAGGCUGAGCCAGGUUCUGAACUAGAGGAUUCUGCUGAUUCCGGAGAGAGCAGCCCUGCUAGCUGUGUGGAGUCACCAGUAAGCCAGGCAGAAGAGAGUGAUGAAGCAAGCUGAAGCAGAAUAUUUGCAUCACUUUGAACCAAUUGCUGUGUAUACUCUUACAGGUGCCAAUUGGGAAAGAAAGCGGGGUAACAGAACCAUGGACUAUGUAAUACUGCCGAAGCUCAGCAGUGACAAAUGAGAUAUUAGACCCUCUGAUAUGAAAGAGCUAUCAGAAGCCAGAACCAUUGCCUGCAGUAACCCAACCCAUGAAGCCAAGAGGGAGACAUGUUAUUUAUUUGAUUCAAAGUAAGAUCCCGAUAGGGGCCACAGUCUUUGUAGUACUUGGGGUACCGGUGUUUCUCUAUAAAGGGCAUUUGAUCCACCGUCGCUUGGGUUUGAUGUUGCGUUCCUGUCCCAUCAAGUCAUGCUAGGAAGGAAACUGUGUGAAGGUCUGGCACCUCAGGAUUGAUGUGAUCUUACAUGAUGAUAAGCUUACCUUAAACUUUCAGUGAAAGUGGAAUUAUUAUUAAAAAAGUAAAUAUAGUUGUGAGUUUCCCAGUGUGCAAGGUGUGCAGAAACCUGACACUUUACUUGUUUGAAAUAGGGCAUGUGGUGGCCUCUUGUGUCUUCAUUUUAUUUUUAUUUUUGUUAAUUGGCAGCAGGCCCCCAAAACACAAGGUGGGUGGGAAGAGUUAAAAAACUAAUACGGAAAUGUGUAAACUGUUACAAAAAGAAUAGGACCUGAGAGGCAUUGAUACACUCUUAGUUGAAAUUUAUGUAAAACAAGCAAAGGCGUGGGGGUGGGGGAUGGCAUGAAAAUCAUUUUUAUACAUAGUUAGGUUAAGGAAUGUGUGUGACAUCAUUUAGAGUAGCUUGCCUUUUAAGUAUUAAACUGAAUUAAGUGCUCUAUAUGAACCUUUUCAGAAAGUGAUUUUGAACUUGUUGAGAAUUGUUUUCAAUGGACAUAAAUGUUUUGAACUUCCGGUAGGACAUCAAUGUACAUAUUUUGGAUUAAAUAUUUGCAAGAAAAUAUGAUGAAUUA
Molecule: messenger RNA, 5957 nt
Organism: Podarcis raffonei (Aeolian wall lizard)
Lineage: Eukaryota; Metazoa; Chordata; Lepidosauria; Squamata; Lacertidae
Gene: ZNF280D
Product: zinc finger protein 280D
Exons: 22
Coding region: 281-4987 (1568 amino acids)
Biological process (GO): regulation of DNA-templated transcription
Molecular function (GO): DNA-binding transcription factor activity, RNA polymerase II-specific; RNA polymerase II cis-regulatory region sequence-specific DNA binding
Source: RefSeq, a predicted model, not a curated record